Molecule: messenger RNA, 2458 nt
Organism: Gracilinanus agilis (Agile Gracile Mouse Opossum)
Lineage: Eukaryota; Metazoa; Chordata; Mammalia; Didelphimorphia; Didelphidae
Gene: SLC5A12
Product: solute carrier family 5 member 12
Exons: 15
Coding region: 287-2176 (629 amino acids)
Biological process (GO): transmembrane transport; sodium ion transport
Cellular component (GO): membrane
Molecular function (GO): lactate transmembrane transporter activity; symporter activity
Source: RefSeq, a predicted model, not a curated record
AAUGUACUUCAGUGGCUGCACCAUGAGCCUUAGGCUAGAGUCAGGUUUCAAGUUCUUGUCCUGCACUGUGACGAUGAUUGAGAUCUGCCUUGGGUUCUAUUUCUGAAAUGCUUUCUGAUCCAAACUGUGUCCCUACAAGCUCCAUUUAAUGCCUCCUUGACCUUGGCAGUUGUUAAGGUCUGAGGUUUUUCUCCUCCCGGACAAGAGACUAGUCAUUUGUGAGCACCAUCCCUGAACCCAUAUUCUUCUUAAGGACUGGAAACGAAGAAAGCAUCCACCUGGCACCAUGUCAGCAGGGAGGACGAGCCACCAGGUUAAGAACUUUGAAGCUUGGGAUUAUGUCGUGUUUGCAGCUCUUUUUGUCAUUUCUUCAGGAAUUGGAGUGUUCUUUGCCAUCAAAGAAAGGAAGAAGGCAACUUCCAGGGAGUUUUUAGUGGGGGGCAAGCAAAUGACCUGUGGUCCUGUGGCUCUGUCCUUGACAGCUAGCUUCAUGUCAGCAGUCACUGUCCUGGGGGCUCCGGCCGAGGUCUAUCGUUUUGGGGCAUCCUUCCUGCUUUUCUUCAUAGCUUAUGCAUUUGUCGUCAUCUUUACCUCUGAGCUCUUUCUGCCAGUUUUUUACACAUCGGGGAUUACCAGCACUUAUGAGUAUUUACAGCUAAGAUUUAACAAGGUGGUUCGUUAUGCUGCCACGCUUAUCUACAUAGUGCAGACGAUCCUCUAUACCGGAGUGGUGAUUUAUGCUCCUGCUUUGGCACUCAACCAAGUGACUGGGUUUGAUCUCUGGGGAUCUGUGUUUGCCACAGGAAUUGUCUGCACGUUCUACUGUACCCUGGGAGGACUAAAAGCAGUAGUGUGGACAGAUGCAUUUCAAAUGGUCGUCAUGGUGGUAGGCUUCUUGACAGUUCUUAUACAAGGAACAGCACAUGCUGGUGGAAUACACAAUGUAUUAGAUUAUUCAAGAAAUGGUUCUCGACUUGAAAUACUUGACUUUGAUGUGGAUCCUUUGAGAAGGCAUACUUUCUGGACAAUUGCUGUUGGAGGAACUUUUACGUGGCUAGGCAUCUAUGGUGUUAAUCAAUCCACGAUACAGAGAUGCAUCUCUUGCAAAACAGUAAAGCAUGCUAAGGCUGCCCUUUAUCUUAACUUAGUUGGUCUCUGGGUAAUUCUGGUCUGUGCAGUCUUUUCUGGCCUGAUCAUGUAUUCUCACUUCAAGAACUGUGACCCCUGGACAGCUGGCAUUAUUUCAGCACCAGAUCAGCUGAUGCCGUAUUUUGUAAUGGAAAUAUUUGCCUCAAUGCCAGGACUCCCAGGUCUCUUUGUUGCAUGUGCCUUCAGUGGGACCCUGAGCACAGUGGCCGCCAGCAUCAAUGCUUUAGCAACGGUGACUUUUGAAGAUUUCGUCAGGAGCUGCUUUCCCAACCUCUCCGACAAGCUGGGCACCUGGAUCAGUAAAGGCUUAUGUUUGUUAUUUGGAGUUCUCUGUACCUCCAUGGCAGUUGCAGCAUCCUUCAUGGGGGGUGUUGUACAGGCUGCCCUGAGCAUCCAUGGCAUGUGUGGGGGACCCAUGCUUGGCCUAUUCACUUUGGGAAUUGUAUUUCCUUUUGUCAACUGGAAGGGUGCAUUAGGGGGCCUCCUAACUGGAAUCACCUUGUCAUUCUGGGUGGCUAUUGGGGGGUUUAUAUUCCCUGCCCCGGCUAUCAAGACCAAGCCAUUGGUUUUAUCAACAGACCAAUGCAUCCAACUGAAUAUGACAGAAUCAUUAUCCACAGCACUUCCUCCAGUGAUUGUUAACAGACCACCCUUGGCUGAGACUUGGUAUUCUCUCUCCUACCUUUACUACAGUGCUGUGGGGAGCCUGGGAUGCAUCCUUGCUGGUUUCCUUAUCAGCUUUGUAACAGGUCUGGAGAAAGGUGAAAAUAUUCAACCACAAUUGAUUCGACCAGUUGGGAAUUUGUUUUGCUUUUGGUCUAAAAAAUAUAAGAAAGCAUGCUGGUGUGGAGUUCAGCAUGAUGGCGACACAAUUCAUGACAACCUUGAAAAUGAUAAUGCCUGGAAACAAGGAACUGAAUCUGCCCUGCAGAAUGGGUUCAAAGACAACCAGGACCAUCUCCCUGGCUAUAAUCCAUAUGAGAAAAGCUACACCAAUCUGGCUGCUGAGAAAGUCACCCAUUUAUAGGGACUGAAAGCUGCUUCCUAUCCCAAUAACUGUUCCCUGCAACACACACACUGAAACAGAAACAUGCUCGCCCACAUUCCCUUCCUCUUAGAACUUGCUUUUGGGAUUCUAGUUGGUUGGUUGAGAAGCACACUUACACUUCUAGGCAGUACACAUUUCAGAAAUGUAUUUAUGCUUUGUUUUUUGUUUUUUAUGAAUAUAAAUAAUGCGGAUAGGAGACCUGUUUCCCAAGGAUGCUCUGCUUUGGAAGAUACCUUCUUCUCUGCCUGUCAUUCCAUUCAU